AUGAUACCACCGGAAGAAAUCUCGACACCAGCCUUACGUGUUAUUCCCAAAGAUGUCCUCCUUGCCCUCAAAAGCUUCCCUAAAGGUACCUCGUGUGGGAGAGAUGGCCUCAGGGAUCAACAUUUGUUGGAUGCUAUGAGUGGAGUCGGUGCUGCCGUUGCUGAGGAGUUAUUGUCGUCUAUUACCGGUGUUGUUAACCUAUGGCUCUCUGGUAAGUGCCCUUCCAUUCUGGGUGAGUUCGUAGCUAGUGCGCCCCUAACUCCAUUACUCAAGCCUGGCGGCGGUCUGAGACCAAUUGCAGUCGGUACCAUCUGGCGUAGACUUUGCUCGAAAUUGGCUGCCACGUCUGUCACAAAGGAUAUGACCGAAUACCUAGCUUAUCAGUAUGGUGUUGGUAUUCCUUGUGGUGGGGAAGGUAUUUUGCACUCUGCGAAUAGGUUAUUGGAGCUAAUGGGUGCCGACCACACCCGGUCUAUGUUGUUGAUAGACUUCUCAAAUGCUUUCAAUCUUGUCGACCGUUCCACUAUAAUUAAGGAGGUGAGAACCCAUUGUCCAAGCAUCUCUUAUUGGGUCGAGUUUUGCUAUGCGAAACCAGCUAGGCUGUAUUAUCAAGAUCAUGUUCUCUCUUCUGCCAUGGGUGUUCAACAGGGUGAUACUCUUGAUCCUCUUUUAUUUGCUUUGGUUCUUCAUCCUCUUGCCGAGAAGAUUGCUACUAAUUGUACUUUAUACUUCCAUGCUUGGUACUUAGAUGACGGCACUAUUGCGGGUGAUACUAUGGAAGUGUCUAAAGCUCUUAGAAUUCUCCAGGAAGAUGGACCUAGCUCUGGUUUACACUUGAACAUCGCGAAGACGGAACUGUUUUGGCCAUCUUAUGAUCCGAGACGAGAUUUGGACAAUGUCUUUCCUACCAAUAUUGGCAGACCAGCGGGUGGUGUUACACUUCUUGGUGGACCGAUCAGCUUGGAUAUGGAGUUUUGCAGCAACAUUGUUCGGGGUCGGGUGGAUAAAACCUUGCAGCUUAUGAAUAAUAUUCAUGAACUACAAGACCCCCAAAGUGAGUUGUUGCUUUUGCGUAGUUGCGCUGGUGUCUCAAGGUUAUAUUUCUCUCUUCGCACCACCUGCCCCGAGGCACUCCAGGUUGCAGGGUCUCGCUUUGAUGACCACCUUAUGCAGUAUCUGCGCCGUCUUGUGGUUGGAGAUGGGGCUGGUUUUGGUUUGAUUCAACAACGAUUAGCCACCCUUCCAAUCAAAGAUGGUGGUUUUGGCGUACUCACUAUGUAG
This is a messenger RNA of Papaver somniferum (opium poppy), 1281 nucleotides long. RefSeq lists its product as uncharacterized. Bases 1 to 1281 code for a protein of 426 amino acids. The transcript has a single exon. NCBI's taxonomy places the organism in Eukaryota, Viridiplantae, Streptophyta, Magnoliopsida, Ranunculales, Papaveraceae. The record is from RefSeq and is a predicted model, not a curated record.